Messenger RNA from Diplodia corticola, 2250 nucleotides. RefSeq names its product atp-dependent rna helicase dbp6. Gene Ontology annotation, molecular function: ATP binding; RNA helicase activity; nucleic acid binding. Bases 1 to 2250 code for a protein of 749 amino acids. Lineage: Eukaryota; Fungi; Ascomycota; Dothideomycetes; Botryosphaeriales; Botryosphaeriaceae. The record is from RefSeq and is a predicted model, not a curated record. Gene Ontology annotation, cellular component: nucleus. The transcript is spliced from 2 exons.
AUGCCGGGCCCGUUCUACGCCCGCUACGUGCCCCCGAAAGCGUCGACCGCCUCCUCGCCGGUCGCGACCCAAAAAGCAUCCCCACCCCCACCAUCGUCAUCGGAUCCCGCACCCGCACCCGCCGUGGAAAAGCGAGAAAAACGUUCGAACAAGCGGAAGAGGGCCGACGCCCCCAAUGCUGCCGGCAACCCGGACGAUGCUGCUCUCAAAAAGCAUAGAUCGGUGCUCUCCAAAUUUGCGAAGUCUACCAAGAUCGCCGAAAGGUUGAAGGCCAGAGAGCAGCCGGAUGAGGAAAGCGAGCUUCCUGAGGAGCCAGAGCUGCAUGGCAAGUCGGACAAUCUGCAAGCUAUUCUCAUACCUGAAUCCAUCCCCGACGCACCGUACGAACCCAAGUUCUCGUCACUACCGUCCUGGCUCACUGAGCCCGUCGCUGCCCCGGCAAACGCGACAAAGCCUUUCGACGAGCUUAACAUAGACCCAAGAUUGGUCCGUCACCUCAAGAGCAAGGGCUACAAUGAGGCCUUCGCAGUCCAGUCUUCGGUACUGCCUCUGCUACUUCCAGGUGCGCCAGCCAGUAUAGCAGAUGUAUGCGUAUCGGCUGCUACUGGUUCCGGAAAAACUUUGGCAUACCUGUUGCCUAUGAUCGAAAGUAUCCGGCAUAGAGUAGUCACCAAGUUACGCGGAAUCGUCAUCGUGCCCACGCGCGAACUGGUAACUCAGGUCCGCGAGGCCGCCGAGCUUUGUGCUGCCGGCAGUGGUUUGAAAAUCGGGACGGCAAUGGGCAACCAUGCCUUUUCUGCUGAACAGAGUAUGCUUAUCAAAAAAGGAAAGAAAUAUGAUCCCGAUGCAUGGAGAAGGCUGUACGCGAAGGCUGAGGAUUGGCUGCUGAAUGGCUGGAGCAAAGACAGUGAUCAUGCCGAGGACGUCCUGGACCUACUGCCCGGCCAUGUCCCACAAUACGAAUCGAAAGUCGACAUUCUAAUUUGCACUCCUGGUCGGCUCGUUGAGCACGUGCAAAACACGAAAGGCUUCUAUUUGGACGACGUGGACUGGCUAGUAAUCGAUGAGGCUGAUCGAUUGCUCGAUCAAAGCUUCCAAGGAUGGGCUGAGACAGUGAUGAAGGCCCUUGAGAAAGAGAAGCCUCUUGAAGAGAUGAGUGCCCAGGAGAGAAUCCUGUCGAGCAUGUGGUAUGCUCCACGGAAAAGACAUGUCAAGAAGGUGAUCCUAUCGGCUACCAUGACACGAGAUUUGAGCAAACUCAGUGUUCUAAAGCUACGGAGACCGACUCUCGUGGUUGCUGAAGGAUCCGAAGGCCCAGAUGGAUAUGUAGCUCAAGGAGAGGUAUAUGAUAUGCCACCGACGUUGGAUGAAUGCACGAUCCCAGUCGGAGACGGCAGUCAAAAGCCCCUGUUCCUUCUGCAUCUGCUACAAAAUCGGAUACUUUGGGAUUUUGAGGCGUCCGAGGGACAGAACCGCGAGCACAUGGGUGACCGAGCGCAAUCCGAGAGCUCUGAUUCAUCUUCGGAUACCGAUUCAUCAUCCGGAUCUUCAGAUGAUUCUUCGUCUAUUAUCUCGUCAACACCGGAAGAUUUGGACUCGGACGGUUCCGAGUCGGAGGCAGAUCCGUCAUCAGACUCGGAGUCGUCGGAAUCUUCGGAGUCCGAUGCUUCUACAUCGAGCAUCGCCGGUCAAGGAGAAGUAGCAACGCCCGCCAGAGAGGUCAGCAACAGUACAGCAGAAGCGGUUUCCAACGUCUUGAUCUUUACGCACAACAACGAAAACGCGAACCGUCUUUCGCGUCUUCUCUCCCUUCUGUGUCCCUCAUACAAGGGUGUCAUCGGGACACUUACCAAAUCAUCAACAACGGCCGCUUCCCGAAAGGUUUUGCAUGCUUUCCGCGCAAGCAAGCUACGCAUCCUAAUUGCAUCGGACCGUGCGUCCCGAGGUCUCGAUCUGCCCAACCUUGCACACAUUGUCAAUUAUGACAUUCCCACCAGCGUCACAAGCUAUGUGCAUAGGGCGGGCCGGACAGCCAGAGCGGGUGCCUACGGCGUGGCUUGGACGUUUUUGACAAAGUCGGAGGCUGGCUGGUUCUGGAAUGUUGUGGCCAGAGGAGACGGCAUCAGAAGAGGAGGGAAAAAGGUGAACAGGAUGAAACUUGAAGAUGCAGUGACUCAUGAGACGAGGGAGAUGUACGAGCGCGCUUUGGAGACGUUGAAAGGGGAGGUGCGUGGCGGAGAUGCGAACUGA